Molecule: messenger RNA, 2060 nt
Organism: Poecilia latipinna (sailfin molly)
Lineage: Eukaryota; Metazoa; Chordata; Actinopteri; Cyprinodontiformes; Poeciliidae
Product: transmembrane protein 184C-like
Exons: 12
Coding region: 438-1751 (437 amino acids)
Source: RefSeq, a predicted model, not a curated record
CUGAUUAGCCUGCUAACCGCCAGCCUGUGUCCGUCCUCCACCCACCAUGUGACCGACGGGCAGACCGGAGCUGCCGCUGCUUCCUCCCGGUGACGUCGGGCCGUAAAGGCGGCAGACAGGAGCGGAUCGGCGGGGCACAGCUGCGGACCCGACGGCCCGUUGUGAGGAUUAAUCGAUCGCUGAUCAGAGCGGGGCUGAUUGACGGACUGCCGAGCGGUGGUUUAGCGGUUUAGCGGUUUCGGAUGGAGGAGGGAUGCGUUGCCUAGAAACAGACACAGGACUGAGAGUGGAAACAGGCCGAGCGUCACUGCAAGUAAACACCUUCAGCUGCACCAACAUCUCCAUGUUUUGACCUGCUUACACUUCAAGACGAGCUGCUCCAGCCUUUAAGGUUUAGGAUGAGCCUGUAAGUCUUCACUCAGGGAAAAGCAGCCGUCAUGCCGUGUACCUGUGCAGAGUGGAGGAGAUGGAUCCGCCCGCUGGUUCUGGUUCUGUACGCCCUCCUGCUGGUGGCCGUGGUGCCGCUGUGCGUCUGGGAGCUCCAGAAGGACAAGGUCGGGACUCACAGCAAAGCCUGGUUCAUAGCCGGAGUGUUUGUGUUCCUCACAAUCCCCAUCUCCCUGUGGGGGAUCCUGCAGCACAUGGUGCACUACACCCAGCCGGAGCUGCAGAAACCCAUCAUCAGGAUCCUGUGGAUGGUGCCGAUCUACAGUUUGGACAGCUGGCUGGCCCUGCGCUACCCCAGCCUGGCCAUCUACGUGGACACGUGCCGGGAAUGCUACGAGGCCUUCGUCAUCUACAACUUCCUGGUGUUCCUGCUCAACUUCCUGAGCAACCAGUACCCGAGCCUGGUGCUGAUGCUGGAGGUGCAGCAGCAGCAGCCGCACCUGCCGCCGCUCUGCUGCUGCCCGCCGUGGCCCAUGGGAGAGGUGCUGCUGUUCCGGUGCAAGCUGGGAGUCCUGCAGUACACUGUGGUCCGACCCGUUACCACGGUGAUAGCGCUCAUCUGCCAGCUCUGUGGCGUUUAUGAUGAAGCCAACUUCAGCUUCAGAAACGCCUGGUCCUACCUGGUUAUAGUCAACAACAUUUCCCAGCUGUUCGCCAUGUACUGCCUGGUUCUGCUGUACAAAGCCCUCAGAGACGAGCUGACUCCCAUCAGGCCCGUGGGGAAGUUCCUCUGCGUCAAACUGGUGGUGUUUGUCUCGUUCUGGCAGGCGGUUUUUAUAGCCUUCCUGGUGAAAGUGGGAGUGAUUUCUGACAAACACACCUGGGACUGGGACAGCGUGGAGGCCGUAGCCACCGGACUGCAGGACUUUAUCAUCUGCAUAGAAAUGUUCCUGGCUGCUAUCGCUCACCACUACACCUUUACCUACAAACCCUACGUCCAGGAAGCAGAGGAGGGUUCGUGCUUCGACAGCUUUUUGGCCAUGUGGGAUUUCUCAGACAUCAGAGCAGAUGUAACUGAGCAGGCCCGCCAUGUUGGUCGUACUUUCCUGGGACGUCCCAAUAAGAUGUACUUCGGCGUCGCGGCUCGACCCGAACACACCGAGCACACCGGCCUGCUGAACUCCACCUCCCAGGAUCCAGUCGUCGCCGCGGCGACCUCCAUGCCAUCCUCCCCGUCUUCGGUGGGGCGGUACCAGGGCCUGGGCCACACCACCGCCCCUCACUCCAUCUCCGCCCCGGCAGGUUUCACGUCUUCGUCCUGGGAGGACGACAGCGACUCCACGCCGCCGCGACUCGGACAGUAACAGAGAUUCAAACUCUAGGUCUAUGAUAGAAAACUGAAACAGAGCGAAUGCACUCUGAGGUCAAAGCCAUGUCUGUUCAGAAGCUGGUAUAACUUUAAGGUGAAGAUGUGAAUGUUUAUAAUCUGUAUUUUGCUGUAGUUUUGAUAAAUGUGUCUGAUGGGUUGGAGGAGGGAAGCAGCUUGUUGUUUCAGUUUUGUGCUUCAUGAUGUUGAAGUCCUUCAGAAAACUUUAACUGUUUGUCCCGACUCAAUAAAAACACCUGGAUUAACACAAACUGGUUCUACCAUUAAAAGGCUCUGCGCUCUAGUA